Messenger RNA from Budorcas taxicolor (takin), 1648 nucleotides. RefSeq names its product dysbindin domain containing 2 (gene DBNDD2). The record is from RefSeq and is a predicted model, not a curated record. The transcript has 4 exons. The coding region runs from base 290 to 1102 and encodes 270 amino acids. Gene Ontology annotation, cellular component: cytoplasm. Lineage: Eukaryota; Metazoa; Chordata; Mammalia; Artiodactyla; Bovidae. Gene Ontology annotation, biological process: negative regulation of protein kinase activity.
AGAGAAUGGAGCCGAGCGAGGGUCGGUGGUGGAAACGGAGACGAACGGUGGAUUGCAAAGAUUAUUUGGGAGAGAGAAUCGACAGUUAGUGGAGAUGUAUUUUAAUGUGGGCAGCGAAGGACAGGGAGAAGGCAGGGAUGACUCCUAGCUUCUGGUUUGCUCGCGGAUAUUUGUUGAAUGAAGGAUCGAGGAACCCCACAGCAGAAGCAUCUCUGACCGACGCCCCCCGGCCCCGAAGCGGGAGGUUUCUGGAUCUACAUGCGGGCGCCGGGUGGAAGGGAGGAGGAGAAUGAGAAUGAACACAGAGCUUCGGUCCAGGAGGAGCUUCUGGCCCUGGUCUGAGCCAGGAGGCACCGCGAGAGGGGCAGGCCUUUCCCCUCUGGGCCCACGGUUUCCGCCUCACUCCUCCACCCGCGCCGGCCGGGACGCGCAGCGCCCCUCUCAGCACUCUGGAGGACUCGGCUCCCCGCCGGCGUCUGGGGGCGCGGCGCAGCGGCCCACCCCUCCACCCCCGACCCGCCCUGUCCCGGCGCCCACCCCGCCCAGUGCUCUGGAAAGCUGGGCGGCGGCUCUGAUCGUCCCGGAGCCAGGAACCGUGGGCUGCAGGGGAGCUGACAUGGACCCAAAUCCUCGGGCAGCCUUGGAGCGCCAGCAGCUCCGGCUUCGGGAGCGGCAGAAAUUCUUCGAGGACAUUUUACAGCCUGAGACGGAGUUUGUCUUCCCCCUGUCCCACCUGCAUCUUGAGUCACACCGACCCCCCAUAGGUAGUAUCUCAUCCAUGGAGGUGAAUGUGGAUACACUUGAGCAAGUGGAGCUUAUCGACCUGGGGGAUCAAGAUGGAGCGGACGUGUUCUUGCCUUGCGAAGACCCUCCACCAACCCCCCAGACGUCUGGGGUGGACGACCGUCCUGAGGAGCCGAGCCUGCCAGUGCCCACGCCAGAUAGGACGACGUCUCGUACUUCCUCCUCGUCCUCCGACUCCUCCACCAACCCGCACAGCGCUGAUGCCAGUGACGGCGGAACAGACACGCCCCUGGCACAGUCUGACGAAGAGGAGGAUGGAGGCCACGACGGCGUGGCAGUCCCCGGAGCCUGCAGCUAGCAGUGGGCCCCCACCCACAGACUGUGUGAGCUGCCUCGUCUCCACUGGAGACCCCAGGCCCGGCCAGAGCCCUUCGGAGAAGACCAGACUCUUUAGUGCAGUAGGCACCAGGGGGAGGAAAGGAGGGUGGGCUGGUGUGCCUUCCUGGGAAUUAACCCGCUCCUGCUUUACUGCUAACCUUCCCCUGCUGCAUCCUUCCGCUGUCUGUUAGAAUAUUUGGAAUUAGCUGGGCAUUUGGAAUAUAGUUUUGAACAAGAUGGGCGCCCUGCCUUCAGGAGGGAGAAAAAAUGAAGAAAAUACCGUGGUUUUGGCUUACUGCUGAAGUAGGGCCCACGAGUGAGGAGAUGGAAGACGAGCUAGGACGAGACGCCACUGCUUUUCUUAGCGCUCUUCCCUCCUCCAGACUUCCCGAGUCUCCUAAACCAGUGUCUCUAGGCAGCCGUGAACUCCUUAACCCUCCCAGGGAGAUGGUCCUGCAGCCAUCCUGCUUCCUUCCGUCCUUUUUGGAACAGGGCACGGCGUGAAUAAUAAACAGAUAACAACAUA